Molecule: messenger RNA, 1611 nt
Organism: Marmota flaviventris (yellow-bellied marmot)
Lineage: Eukaryota; Metazoa; Chordata; Mammalia; Rodentia; Sciuridae
Product: zinc finger protein 875-like
Biological process (GO): regulation of transcription by RNA polymerase II
Molecular function (GO): DNA-binding transcription factor activity, RNA polymerase II-specific; RNA polymerase II cis-regulatory region sequence-specific DNA binding
Source: RefSeq, a predicted model, not a curated record
AUGUAUUUUUUGUUAAAGGCUUUUGUGGUGUUCAGGGAUGUGGCUGUGGACUUCUCCCAAGAGGAGUGGAGGUUGUUAAGCUCUGCUCAGAAGAUCCUACACAGGGAAGUGAUGUUGGAGAAUUAUAGCCACCUGAUAUCAUUAGAAAUUGCAUUUUCCAAACAAAAACUCAUUACUCAGCUAGAGCAAGGGGAAGAGCCCUGGAGAGAGGUGAGAAAACAUCUGCCGGACCUCUGUCCAGGUGAGUGUGAGCAUGGGAUAGAUGCUUACAUCUAUCUAGCAUACAGUUUGGCAGAUAGAGAAGGAAGAGGCAUUUCUCAGAUCCUGAGAAGAAGCUCAUCUGCAGGCCUCCUAGGCCACUGUGAAGAACAUCCAGUAAAGUCCAAGGAAGGCAACACAAUAGUGGAUAUAAGGCCCAGCCUAGAACAGAAGGCCGACCUUGAGGAAAGGGACAAAGUAUUGCAUGGUUUGGAAGUCUCAGGAUUUGAAGCAAUCAAAUUUGAAGAGUUUGGGCCAGACUUUAUCAAGGAGUCAAACCUACUUAGCCUCCAGAAGACACACACAGGGGAGAUGCCGUACGUGUACACAGAGUGGGGACCAAGCUUCAGCAGUAUGUCUGUCCUUAUCGAAAACCCAAGGACACACCCUGGAGAAAAGCCUUAUGUGUGCAGGGAAUGUGGGAGAGGAUUUAUGGAAUCAAACCUCAUCACACACCAGAGAACACACUCAGGAGAGAAACCUUAUGUGUGUAAGGAUUGUGGACGAGGCUUUACUUGGAAAUCAAACCUCUUCACACAUCAGCGAACACACUCAGGAGUCAAGCCUUUCAUGUGCAAGGAAUGUGGGCAGAGCUUUACCCUAAAGUCAAACCUAGUCACACAUCAGAGGGCACACACUGGGGAGAAGCCUUAUGUUUGCAAGGAAUGUGGGCAUGGCUUUCGCCAGCAUUCCCACCUCAUCAGACAUAAAAGGACACAUUCAGGAGAAAAGCCUUAUGUUUGCGGAGAGUGUGAACAAAGUUUUAGUCAGAAGUCCCACCUCCUCAGACACUUAAGGACACAUACAGGAGAGAAACCUUACAUAUGCGCAGAAUGUGGGCGUCACUUUAGCUGGAAAUCAAACCUCAAGACACACCAGAGGACUCACUCAGGAGUUAGACCUUAUGUGUGCUUAGAGUGUGGGCAAUGCUUUAGCCUGAAGUCAAACCUCAACAAACACCAGAGAUCACACACAGGGGAGAAGCCUUUUAUAUGCACAGAGUGUGGGCAAGGCUUUACCAGGAAGUCAACCCUCAUUAUACACCAGAGGACACACUCUGGGGAAAAGCCAUUUGUAUGCAGGGAGUGUGGGCGAGGCUUUAAUGAUAAGUCAACCUUGAUUUCACAACAGAGGACACACUCAGGGGAAAAGCCUUUCAUGUGCAGAGAUUGUAGCAGAAGGUUUAGGCAGAAGCCAAACCUAUUUAGGCAUAAGAGGACACACUCGGGGGGGAAGCCUCACGUGUGCAGGGAGUGCGGGCAGGGCUUUAGCUGGCAGUCACACCUCAUUAGAUACCAGAGGAGCCAUUCAGGAGAGAAACCUUAUGUUUGCAGGAAAUGUGGGGUGUUUUAG